AGCAGCGGAAGAGGCGCGACUUGGUUUGCGGCUCGCUAUGUCCACGAACAAUAUGUCGGACCCACGCAGGCCCAAUAAAGUGCUGAGGUACAAGCCCCCGCCCAGCGAGUGUAACCCCGCCUUGGACGACCCCACGCCGGACUACAUGAACCUGCUGGGAAUGAUCUUCAGCAUGUGCGGGCUCAUGCUUAAGCUGAAGUGGUGUGCUUGGGUCGCUGUCUACUGUUCCUUCAUCAGCUUUGCCAACUCCCGGAGCUCAGAGGACACCAAGCAGAUGAUGAGCAGCUUUAUGCUGUCCAUCUCUGCAGUGGUGAUGUCCUAUCUGCAGAAUCCUCAGCCCAUGACGCCCCCGUGGUGAUAUCAGCCUGGAGAGGUGGCAUCCAGGGCCCCUCUGUGCACCUUCUCCCAGGCCUGGCCUUUGGCUGCUCGACCUACUGUAGCUGC
Molecule: messenger RNA, 444 nt
Organism: Octodon degus (degu)
Lineage: Eukaryota; Metazoa; Chordata; Mammalia; Rodentia; Octodontidae
Gene: Wdr83os
Product: WD repeat domain 83 opposite strand
Exons: 4
Coding region: 38-358 (106 amino acids)
Biological process (GO): protein insertion into ER membrane
Cellular component (GO): endoplasmic reticulum membrane
Molecular function (GO): protein folding chaperone
Source: RefSeq, a predicted model, not a curated record